AUGGCAUCCGAUGCUGCCAUUGUCACUUGGGGCUCGGGUGAAGAUGGACAAUUGGGAAUCGGGAACAACGAGGAGAAGGAGUGGGUUCCGAAUGUGACAAACCUUUUGGGGCUGACAAACCUUUUGGGAACUUUUGGAACGGCUCCCCGGGGUGGGUAUGCGAAUCAGGCAAGUAUAAGCCCUGGAAUGAUGGGAAGCUAUGGAAAUCAAGGUGCAAUGCAAGGUGGCUACCCGAACCCGCAGAUAGGGCAAGGUGGUUCAGGAAGAGGGCAGCAUGGUGUUGGGCAAUCUGGUGGCGCUCCUUACUUGGGGCAUUAG
Molecule: messenger RNA, 318 nt
Organism: Prunus armeniaca (apricot)
Lineage: Eukaryota; Viridiplantae; Streptophyta; Magnoliopsida; Rosales; Rosaceae
Source: the annotation of a GenBank genome assembly